Messenger RNA from Arctia plantaginis, 903 nucleotides. The record is from the annotation of a GenBank genome assembly. Lineage: Eukaryota; Metazoa; Arthropoda; Insecta; Lepidoptera; Erebidae.
AUGGAAGUUGAUUCGAUGGAAAUGUUCUCAAGGUCCAUCGAGAAAUUUGGAGUAAUGUAUAGUAAUUACAUUGGCGACGGCGACACCAAAACAUUUCUUGGCAUCCUGAACAGUGAUCCAUACGGCGACGAGUGCACAGUGACCAAAAACGAGUACGUGGGACAUGUACAAAAGCGCCUGGGUACUCGUCUCCGUAACAAGAGAAAAGAACAGAAGCUCGGUGGAAAGAAGCGGCUCACCGAGGCUUUGAUAAAAAAAUUAACAAUUUAUUACGGUCUGGCGAUUCGAAGAAACUUGAAUUCUGUAGAAGAUAUGAGAAAUGCAAUAAUGGCGACACUUGAUCAUUAUUGCUCUACAGAUAAAUUACCUCGCCACGAUAAAUGCCCGGAAGGCGUUGAAAGCUGGUGUGAGUGGCGCAAAGCUGAAGCGUCAAACACCCUGACUGCUUUUAAACAUCCACCACGUGUAAUUGACGAACAUGUCGAGAAGCACAUUCGUCCUGUGUACGAGGAAUUAUCUAAGAACGAUCUGCUAACGAGAUGUUUAGGUGGACACACACAAAAUGCGAACGAGUCGUUCAAUUCCACUGUGUGGCGCAUCGUACCUAAACAUCUUAACUCAGGCUUUAAAAUCGUCGAGAUUGCUGCUUACAUCGCUGGAGGAAUUUUCAAUGAAGGCUACAGUGCAGCAUUGAAAACCAUGCAAUUGCUAGAUUUAAAAAUUGGACAGCAAUGCAACAAAUUCGCCAAGGGAGCCGACAAGGAGCGCGUCACCCGACAAAACAGGCGCGAUUCAUUUGAAAGUAAAGAGGCCAGAACGGCCCGCAGACUCAAACAUCAGGGCGAAAACCAGUUUUUUGAAGAGUCUGAAGGGCAACUGUAUGGACCAGGAAUCGCUGAUUAG